Salarias fasciatus (jewelled blenny) is the source of this 1881-nucleotide messenger RNA. RefSeq names its product general transcription factor IIF, polypeptide 1 (gene gtf2f1). Gene Ontology annotation, biological process: positive regulation of transcription elongation by RNA polymerase II; transcription initiation at RNA polymerase II promoter. The record is from RefSeq and is a predicted model, not a curated record. Gene Ontology annotation, molecular function: TFIIF-class transcription factor complex binding; RNA polymerase II general transcription initiation factor activity; DNA binding. NCBI's taxonomy places the organism in Eukaryota, Metazoa, Chordata, Actinopteri, Blenniiformes, Blenniidae. The transcript is spliced from 14 exons. The coding region runs from base 149 to 1744 and encodes 531 amino acids. Gene Ontology annotation, cellular component: nucleus; transcription factor TFIIF complex.
AAAGAUUCCCAUCGACCCUUACUUACUGACGGAACUCGUACACACACGGGAACCGGUGGAUUAACCUGAUUCUAAGUCGCAUCUUUGCUUCAAAUCUAGGAUCUCUUGAAUCGUCUGUGGUGAAGAACUGACGGAACGACCGCCGACCAUGACAUCUCUGGGGAGCAGCAGUUCCUCAACCACAGAAUACACUGUGCGAGUUCCCAAAAACACCAGUAAAAAGUACAACAUCAUGGCAUUUAAUGCUGGAGACAGAGUCAACUGUUCCAGCUGGACACAGGCUCGCAUGGAACGAGACAUGAGUGCUCGGCGGAUAUAUGGAGAGGAAGAGACGCCAGAAGGUGCAGCUGGUAGCGAAUUUGGCAAAAAGCAGCGUGAGGAAGCUCGACGGAAGAAGUUUGGCAUUGUGACCAAGGAGUUUAAAGUGGAGGACCAGCCUUGGCUUCUCAAAGUGAACGGCAAGGCUGGCAAGAGGUUCAAAGGCAUAAAGAAGGGUGGCGUCACAGAAAACGCAUCCUACUACAUCUUCACCCAGUGUCCCGACGGGGCGUUUGAGGCCUUCCCAGUUCACGGCUGGUACAACUUCACACCACAAGCCAAGCACCGAACUCUGACUGCAGAGGAAGCUGAAGAGGAGUGGGGCAGGAGAAACAAGGUGGUGAAUCACUUCAGCAUCAUGCUUCAGAGACGUCUGCGAGAACAGGAGCGCGGCGAGGACGAAGAAGAGGAGGGCGAUAAAGCUGGGAAGAAGAAAAAGAAGGGCGGUAAGAAAGGGGGCGACCUGCGCAUUACCGACCUGGAAGAGGACCUUGAAAUGAGCAGCGACGACAGUGACAGCAGUAUGGGAGAAGAUGGAGAGAGCAAGCCCAAGAAGAAAGAUACCGCUAAAGGAAAAGGUAAAAAAAAGAAGUCAAAAAGCAAAGACAGCGAGGCCCUGGAAGACAGUGACGAUGGUGACUACGAAGGUCUGGAGGUGGAUUAUAUGUCGGAUGAAAGCAGCUCGGAGGAAGAGCCAGAAAAGGGGAAGCCCGCCAAAGGAGAGGACCUCCCCAAAGGCAUUGAUGAGGCGUCUGAGAGCGAGGAAGAAAGCGAAGAGGAGAAGCAGAAUGAAGAAGAAACAAAAGAGGAGGAAGAAGAGGAGGAGGAAAAGAAAACCCCAGUUCCGGCCGAAAAGAAGAAAAAAAAAGACAGCAGCGGAGAAUCGGAGAGCUCGGACGACAGCGACAUCGAGGGAGAGACGGCAUCUGCUUUGUUCAUGGUGAAAAAACGCACGCCUCCUAAACGUGCAGGCGGUCGAGGUUCAGCAGGCAGCUCCAGGACGGGCAGUCGGCCCGGGACGCCUUCCAUCGACUCGGCCUCCACCUCCAAUACGCUCCGGGCUGCAGCCACCAAGCUGGAGCAAGGAAAGAGACAAAGUCAGCCUUCAGCCGACACCCCUGCUGCCAAAAGGCUGAAGAUGGAACCAAACAGUCAGAGUCCUGCUGCUUCUGGGAAGAGCACACCUCAACCCCCAUCUGGGAAGUCCACACCGAGCUCAAGCGACGUGCAGCUCACCGAAGACGCCGUCCGCCGGUACCUGAUCCGCAAGCCAAUGACCACCAAAGACUUGCUGAAGAAGUUCCAGACCAAGCGUACGGGCCUGAGCAGUGAGCAGACGGUCAACGUGCUGGCACAGAUCCUCAAGCGUCUCAAUCCAGAGCGCAAGAAUAUCAAUGAGAAGAUGCACUUUUACCUCACCGAGUAGUGGAAAGGAGGUGAAGAUCAACCUCCAGCCGUGAAGUGUUGCUGACUUUACAUCCAGCCACUUGAGGUUGGAUCAGUGAAUCAGUGCUGGUUUUUUUCUUUGUUGGAAACUUUUCUAAUAAAAAUGUAACAUUUUGA